AUGAAAGAACUUCAAGAAGAAUUUGAAAAUAAUGGAGAGAAAUAAAGAUAAAAAUUUUUAAAGCAUUUCUAUGAGAUACUUGAUGUAUUGAUGUAAAUAUAUUUAAUAGAAUCCUAAAAAUGAUUAGAUCAUAAGAUGGCAUGAACAUGGGUUUGUUAUAUGGAAUGUAGAUGAAUUUAAGAAACAAUUAUUGCCUUCCAAUUUCAAACACAAUAAUUACCAAAGUCUGAUGAGAUAGCUUAAUAAAUAUGGAUUCAAAAUCAAAUCUAAAGAAAAUUAAAAAGCUUAUUUUACUCAUCCUACUAUUAGACAAAACAAUAGAGAAACAAUUAGAGUUUUAUAAAUCAAAAAGAGUUUAUAAAAAAUAGAUUACCAAAAAGAAUUAAAAGUCUUAAAAGUAUAAUUAGACAAUCUCAAAGAAGGAUAAAAGAUCUUAAAUAAAUAGUUUUAACUUUCAAUAAAAAUUAUGAUGAAAUUACAAUCCCAUUAUGCUAAAUUGAAUAUGGUAAUGUUAUUAGUAUUAUUUAGAUGACUUUGUAUACUGUUGGAUUUGCAAAUAUAUUUGGAAAUCUCUUAUAUACAAAUCAUAAGAGAAUAUGGGGUAAUAUUGGAGGAGAUCUUUUUCAGGUAUCAAAUUAAAAUCUAAAUAUAAGUUAUAACUUAAUUCAAUAGUUUAAGGAUUUCCUGAACUAUUAGAAACAAGAAUGCCAACUCCUUUUAUAAGCAAUUUAGGUACUCCAUUACCUUUUUAUCAAUUUAUUGGAUAAAUGAAGGAAUUCACAAGUUUACUUCUUUAAUGA
Paramecium pentaurelia is the source of this 800-nucleotide messenger RNA. Lineage: Eukaryota; Ciliophora; Oligohymenophorea; Peniculida; Parameciidae. The record is from the annotation of a GenBank genome assembly.